Molecule: messenger RNA, 1350 nt
Organism: Dovyalis caffra
Lineage: Eukaryota; Viridiplantae; Streptophyta; Magnoliopsida; Malpighiales; Salicaceae
Source: the annotation of a GenBank genome assembly
AUGAAUGUUCUUGGUAUGUUAUUGCCCAUGUGGGCAUCGUUAAGCACAUCUUUGUUUUUCUUGCUUGAUGCCAGAGUACCUGAGUCAACUCGUUCCACCAUUUCUCCCUCUCUUCUUGCUAAGAAACAUAAGCCCGUCUUUCUCUUCUCUUCAAAAAUGCAAGCUCAAUCUCCAGGGAUGCCUUUGGUUCCUGUGGUUGAAGAAGUACACCACCAAGAUUUGAAUAAGAGAAUCCUUAUAGCACUGAUUGUUGCUUCCACUCUCCUUGUUGGAACAGUGUUGUUUUUCUCCUGUUUCUGGAUCUACAGACUGAAAAAAUCUAGGAAAUGCAGCGCCAAAAGUAAAAGCGAUGAUGUUGCUAAAGGGAAUUCGCUGAGUCCGACUGUGGAUAAAAUUAAUUUCUUCAGGAUGGCUGGGAAGAAGGGUCCAGUUGCAGUUAUGGAGUAUCAUUUGUUGCAGGCUGCAACAAACAAUUUCCAGGAAGAGAAUGUUCUGGGAGUAGGUGGUCGUGGAUGUGUCUAUAAAGCUCGUUUCAGUGAAAAACUCCUUGCAGCUGUGAAGAGAUUUGAAAGUGAUGCACAGGACAUUGAAAGAGAAUUUGAGAACGAGCUGAACUGGUUAACGAAAAUUCAGCACCAAAACAUAAUUUCUCUUUUAGGUUACUGCACUCAUGGCGAAGCAAGGUUUCUUGUGUAUGAAAUGAUGCAAAAUGGGUCUUUGGAAAGUCAAUUGCAUGGGCCAACACAUGGAUCAGCAUUAACUUGGCAUAUGCGACUGAAAAUUGCUGUUGAUGUUGCAAGAGGACUAGAGUAUCUUCAUGAGCAUUGCAAUCCUCCCCUUGUCCAUAGAGAUCUGAAGUCAUCUAAUAUUCUUCUGGAUUCCAAUUUCAAUGCAAAGCUUUCAGACUUCGGCCUUGCUGUAACUUCUGGGAUCCAAAACAAGAACUUAAAGCUUUCAGGAACUUUAGGUUAUGUGGCACCAGAGUACCUUUUGGAUGGAAGAAAACCAGUGGAAAAGAUGUCUCCAGAUCAAUGUCAGUCUAUGGUCUCAUGGGUAAUUUUCCUGAACCCCAUUUUAGCUGCCAUGCCUCGAGGAUUCAAGGCCAUGCCUCAGCUCACUGACAGAUCGAAGCUUCCAAACAUUGUGGAUCCUGUUAUCAAAGACACUAUGGAUUUAAAACACUUAUACCAGGUAGCUGCAGUGGCAGUACUAUGUGUGCAACAAGAACCAAGUUAUAGGCCAUUGAUAACGGAUGUCCUUCACUCCCUCAUCCCUCUUGUACCUCUCGAGCUUGGAGGGUCACUAAGGGUCACAGAACCUGUUCCUCUUGCCCUGCCUUCUCACCGAUGA